Aspergillus pseudotamarii is the source of this 1780-nucleotide messenger RNA. RefSeq names its product NADP-dependent oxidoreductase. The transcript has 4 exons. Gene Ontology annotation, molecular function: oxidoreductase activity, acting on the CH-CH group of donors, NAD or NADP as acceptor. The record is from RefSeq and is a predicted model, not a curated record. NCBI's taxonomy places the organism in Eukaryota, Fungi, Ascomycota, Eurotiomycetes, Eurotiales, Aspergillaceae. The coding region runs from base 248 to 1300 and encodes 350 amino acids.
AGAGGACCUGCUCUUGCCACAGUGGCUCUGACAUUUCCACUCACGAUCUUUAGGCACUCUAUUACAUCCUAACGAUAUGACUCCCGAGAACCUCUGGGUUAAACUCACGAGUUAUUGACUAAGAAAAGCUCACAUAGCAAGCUUGCUAUAUAAAUCCUACAAAGUCUCCGGAUAGUUAUUGGGGAAAAGAAAAGUCAAGCAAACCAGACUAGAGUACCAACAUUUCCAACAUCUUAUUUGAUUCAUCAUGGCUCGUCAAUCACUGUCAUUGAAUCUCGCCGAACGUCCCUCGGGAGACAUCGUGCCUGGCCGCACAUUCAAGCAAGAAACCACUCCCGCACCCAGCGCAGCCGACCUGAACGAAGGUCAAAUACUCAUCGAAGCAUUAUACCUAUCCCUCGACCCGGGCAUGCGCGGCUGGCUCAAUGAAGCAGACUCCUACCUCCCCACUGUAAAACUCGGAGAAACCAUGCCCGGCUUCGUCAUCGCCCGCGUUCUGGCGUCCAAGUCCACCCAAGCACAGCCGGGAGAUAUAGUCACCGCCAUGACGGGCUGGUGUGAGGUGGCUAUAGCAAAUGAAGGCUCUUUUGAGAAGCUAGCGGCACCGCUGCAUCCCAAUGCCAAGGUCACGGAUUUACUCGGCGUACUGGGUCUAACUGGCCUCACGGCGUAUUUGGGGAUGCAUGAGAUUGGUCGUCCCAAGGCUGGGGAGACGGUUGUUAUUAGCGGCGCUGCUGGUGCUACGGGGAGUGUGGCUGGCCAGAUCGCGAAGAUUAUGGGUGCUAAGAGAGUUGUGGGAAUUGCAGGGAGUGAUGAGAAGUGUACCUGGCUAAAGAAGGAUUUGGGGUUUGAUGAUGCACUCAACUAUAAGGAUUCCGAAUUUGAAAGAAAGCUUGCAGAAGCAACACCGGACGAUAUCGAUGUCUUUUGGGAUAACGUUGGAGGAGAUAUUCUUGACGCAGCCUUGGCCCGCGCGAACAAGUUCGCCAGAUUUGUUAUGUGUGGUAGCAUCAGCCAGUAUAACACUUCCAAGCCCCAAGGCCCAAAGAACAUCACAAACAUUAUCACCCACCGGAUCAGAAUGGAAGGAUUUGUUGUCUUUGACUAUCAACCAAAGUUUGAGCAUGCACGGAAUAAGCUUGCUCAGUUGCUCGCAGAGGGAGCGAUUAAGCGCGAGGUUACUAUAGUCAAAGGCGGCUUGAGGAGUGCUGAGCAGGCUCUACUGGAUAUGUUCCAUGGCAUGAAUACUGGAAAGCUACUCGUUGAGAUAAAGCAUCCGGGCGAAGCUUUCGCUUCUUAAGGUGCAAGGACUGAGUUUUGCUAGAGUGUCUGCUCUCAGCGAUUUCGGUACUUCUUCCCCGACUAAGGCCUCUGUCUCACUCUCAGAGGUAAUUCUCGUGACAAAAUGCUAGUGUGCCAACUCACGAUUGUCAAGUCUCAUAUGGAUUAACGGCUUAUUUUCCUUAGUAUUUGCAGAAUAUACUUCAAAUACACUGAUCAGAGCUACGUCCUUGCCAGAUACUUAGCCCUUAGUGAGUGGGGAGCGAACGGACUUUGAGCACAAGCAUGGAAAAUGGUACGAUUAAAAUCAGGAUCCCUACUUGUGGAACAAUAGUAUAGUAAUAGCCUUGGUUAAGAUUUGGUUCCGAGUGCUGAGGGAGACGUGGUGAUGAUUCGACCCUGCUAUAUAAUCAAAUUCUAUGUUAUGAUCAAUGAGAUGAUGCUUUCACGCAUCAUGCCAAGCUGUCGGAUUUAAAUAGACGCCAGACGCGUACAGGUG